Messenger RNA from Peronospora belbahrii, 276 nucleotides. The record is from the annotation of a GenBank genome assembly. Lineage: Eukaryota; Oomycota; Peronosporomycetes; Peronosporales; Peronosporaceae.
AUGGACGCACUGCAGAACGUGCUACGGCCAGGUAGUCGCGAGUUCGUGGUCGUAUUGAACAUUGUCCUGUUGCUCCUGUUUUUCGUGAUGCUGACAGUUAUUUACACGGAGAUGGAGGACUCAUUUCACGUGUUUGUGCUGCUAUUUCUCGUAAUGGGCCUCACGGUAUCCAUUAACUGGUUCAUCAUCAAGGCCAACAACCUCCAACACUCGCUAGUAGCAAACAGCAACAACAAGCAGCAAUCAUUCCUCAAUGUAAGAUCCAAGACGGAUUAA